AUGCUGCAGCUGAACCUCACGCUGCCCCCGGAUCCCAAGGCAAAGCACGCGCCGGCUUCUUUGGAGGAGUCCGCCGGGGACAUCAUCCUAGGGGAUGGCUCGCAAGUCUCCGAGGUGCCCAGGCUCUUGGCCCAGAGCACCGAGUGCCUGCGCUGGAACGCCGCGCUGGCGCUGUACAUCCUGGGCAUGGACCUGGCGCAGCUGAUGCAGGAGUCGUUCGACGCGUGCAUCACGCGAUGGAAGAAGAGGAAGGAGCAAGCCAAGGUGCUGCUGGCGCAAGACCUGCUGCAGCGCAGCCGGAAGGCGCCCAAGUGA
Effrenium voratum is the source of this 315-nucleotide messenger RNA. Lineage: Eukaryota; Dinophyceae; Suessiales; Symbiodiniaceae. The record is from the annotation of a GenBank genome assembly.